Molecule: messenger RNA, 3444 nt
Organism: Ochotona princeps (American pika)
Lineage: Eukaryota; Metazoa; Chordata; Mammalia; Lagomorpha; Ochotonidae
Gene: TERT
Product: telomerase reverse transcriptase
Exons: 16
Coding region: 53-3307 (1084 amino acids)
Biological process (GO): telomere maintenance via telomerase
Cellular component (GO): telomerase catalytic core complex
Molecular function (GO): telomeric repeat DNA binding; telomerase RNA binding
Source: RefSeq, a predicted model, not a curated record
UGCAGCCCGCUUCAGCUCGCCCGAGCCAGCGCUGGGGUGGCCCGGCCCAGCGAUGCCGCGCACGCCCCGGUGCCGGGCCGUGCGCGCACUCUUGCGUAGCCGCUACCGCGAGGUGCUGCCGCUGGCGACGUUUGUGCGGCGCCUGAGGCCCGAGAGCCGCCGGCUCGUGCGGCGCGGGGACCCAGCCGCCUUCCGCGCCUUGGUGACCCAGUGCCUGGUGUGCGUGCCCUGGGACGUGCAGCUGCCCCCCGCCGCGCUCUCCUUCCGCCAGGUGUCCUCCCUGAAGGAGCUGGUGGCCCGGGUGGUGCAGAGGCUGUGCGAGCGCCGCGCCAGGAACGUGCUGGCCUUCGGCUUCGCGCUGCUGGAUGGCACCCGCGGCGGCCUGCCCUGGCCCUUCACCACUUGCGUGCGCAGCUACGUGCCCAACACUGUGACGGAGACGCUGCGCGGCAGCGGUGCGUGGGGACUGCUGCUGCGGCGGGUGGGCGAUGAUGUGCUCGCGUACCUGCUGUCGCGCUGUGCGCUUUACCAGCUGGUGGCCCCGAGCUGCGCCUACCAGGUGUGCGGGCCGCCCCUCUACGAGCUCCGGGCCAGGCCCCAGCACCAGCUUGCACCACCACACACAGGCAGAAACCGCAUGGGCCUCGAAUCCACGCGACGUGUCUGGAGUGGCUGCCACAGCGAGUCCGGGGCGCCCCUGUGCUCGCCAGCGGCGGGUUUGAGGCGGCGGCGAAGUAGCGCACACGAAAAUCCACCAUUGGCCAAGAGGCCAAGGUGCACGCUUCCCGAGCAGGUAUCCAGGGCAGUCGGUGGCGAUCCCCACAUGGACGAUAGGAGCUCAGACCCUGGGCGCCCCAGGGCCUCCACCAAAGUGACCUACCAGCACAAGGCCAGUCGCCCAUCUGUGCAGCAGAAACCGCCUCCAAAGGGCUCUGGGCGCGCGCAGCUCUACGUGGAGACGCAGCGUUUCCUCUACUGCAGCGGGGACCAGGAGCAGCUGCGUCCCUCUUUCCCGCUCAGCUCGCUGCCGCCCAGCCUAGCGGGGGCCCGGAGGCUGGUAGAGGCCAUCUUCCUGGGCUCCCCAUCCCGGCCUGGCCGCAGAACUAACCGCCUGCCUGCGCGCUACUGGAGGAUGCGGCCCUUGUUCCAGAAGCUGCUGGCAAACCACGUGCGGUGCCCCUACCACGCGCUGCUCCUUGCCUACUGCCCGCUGCGGGCGCCCCCAAGCCAGGUCUCGAACUCCCAAACCCUGCUGCCGCUUCUGCGCCAGCACAGCAGCCCGUGGCAGGUGCUGGCCUUCCUGCGCGCCUGUCUGCGUCGCCUGGUUCCCACGAGCCUCUGGGGCUCCCGGCGGAAUGAGCGCCGCUUUCUGAGGAACACAAAGAAGUUGGUCUCGCUGGGGAAGCGCGGCCGGCUCUCACUGCAAGAGCUGACCUGGAAGAUGAGGGUGCAGGACUGCACCUGGCUGCGCAGGGGUCCAGGGUGUGUCUGUGUCCCAGCCGCUGAACACCGGCUGCGGGAGGAGAUCCUGGGCCGCUUCUUGUUCUGGCUGCUGGACACCUGUGUGGCCGGGCUGCUCGGCUCCUUCUUCUAUGUCACUGAGACCACAUUCCAGCGGAACCGGCUCCUCUUCUACCGCAAGAGCGUGUGGUGCAGGCUGCAAGGCAUGGGCGUCAGGCAGCACCUGGAGCGUGUGCGGCUGCGCGAGCUGUCAGAUGCUGAGGUUCAGCGCUGGCGCCAGGCCUGGCCACCACUGCCCGAGGCUAGGCUGCGUUUCAUCCCCAAGCCCAGUGGGCUGCGACCCAUCGUGAGCGUGGACUCCAUGGCAGGGGCCAGGACCUUCCGCAGAGAGAAGGCCCAGCAGUGGACCUCACACAUCAAGACACUUUUCAGUGUGCUCAACUACGAACGGGCACGACGGCCAGGGCUGCUGGGUGCCUCUGUGCUGGGCCUGGAUGACGUCCACCGUGCCUGGCAGGCCUUCACAUUGCGCAUGCGGGCCCAGGACCCGCCCCCCCGGCUGCACUUUGUCAAGGUGGACGUCACAGGGGCGUUCGACACCAUCCCACAGGACAGACUGGUGGAUGUGAUGGCCCGUGUCCUGCAGCACUCAGAGAGGACCUACUGCAUGCGUCGCUUUGCCACUGUGCGCCGAGCACCCCUAGGCUGCAUCCACAAAUCCUUCAAGACACACGUGUCCACCCUGGAGGACCACCAGCCAUACAUGGGGCAAUUCGUGGAGCACCUGCAGAAGAGCAAGUCCCUGAGGGAUGCUGUUGUUGUUGAGCAGAGCUGCUCCCUGAACGAGACCAGUGACGACCUGUUCGCCUUCUUCCUGCGCUUUGUUCACCAAAGUGUUAUCCACGUUGGGGGCCGGUCCUACGUGCAGUGUCAGGGGAUCCCACAGGGCUCCAUGCUGUCCACACUGCUCUGCAGCCUGUGCUAUGGGGACAUGGAGAACUCGCUGUUCCCCAGUAUCCAGCAGGAUGGGGUGCUCCUGCGCUUGGUGGAUGACUUCCUAUUGGUGACGCCGCACCUGACACACGCAAAAGCCUUUCUCAGGACCCUGGUCCAAGGCGUCCCCGAAUACGGCUGCCAAAUAAACCUGGAGAAGACAGUGGUGAACUUCCCAGUGGAGGAGACGACACUGGGUGGCCAGGUUCUCCUACAACUGCCUGCCCACUGUCUGUUUCCCUGGUGCGGCUUGCUGUUGGACACCCGGACCCUUGAGGUGUCCUGUGACUACUCCAGCUUCGCAGGAACGUCUGCCAGGUCCAGCCUCACCUUCAACCCUGGCCCCCAGGCUGGGAGGAGCCUGCGGCACAAGCUCCUGGCCGUCCUGCGGCUCAAGUGUCAUGGGCUGUUCCUGGAUCUGCAGGUGAACAGCCUUCACACCGUCUGCGUGAACUUGCACAAGAUCCUCCUGCUGCAGGCCUACAGAUUCCAUGCGUGUGUGCUCCGGCUUCCAUUCAACCAGCAAGUACGUAGUAACCCAUCCUUCUUCCUGAGGGUCAUCUCAGACACUGCGUCCUGCUGCCACUCCAUCCUGCAAGCCAAGAACCCAGGGAUGCUGCUGGGGGCCAGGGGCGCCUCGGGCCUCUUCCCCUUGGAAGCCACCCUCUGGCUGUGCUAUCACACCUUCCUGCAGUGGCUGGGCCGCCACCAAGCCUCCUACAAGUGCCUGUUGCCAGCACUCAGAACAGCCCAGGCCCAGCUGCGUCAGAAGCUGCCUGAGGCCACCCUGAGUGCCCUGGAAGCUGCAACUGCCCCAGCCCUGACCACGGACUUCAAGGCCAUCCUGGACUGAAACUCUGCCAGCCCCACACGUCUGACACUGUGAGGGGUGGGGCUUGGUCUGUCUUCCCUGCGGUCCACCCAUCAAAGCACCAGGAAGAGCUGACCGUGAACAGUGAGCCUGACUGUGAGUUCCUGCCCCAUGAGACG